AUGGAGUCGUUAUUGUACGUUGCAGAAAACCCUCGGUUCUAUAGGACAAAGAGAAUAGUUCAAAUUGAAAAUGGGCAAAGCACUAGGCCAAUUUCUAGAACAGAAGCUCAGGCUGCAUUAUUAGAGUAUUUGCAUGUUACUAGAAACUUACGGUUUACGGAUGCUGAGAAUAUGAGCAAAAAUGCACCUCGUUUUCUUGAAAAGUUAUUAGCAAAGGUUGACAUUGAUGCAGAUAUUGGGCACUCAAUUACCCGUUUCUUGCGUUUUCACCCUAUUAAUGAAUUUGAGCCACUCUUUGAGAGUUUGGGUCUAAAACCUCAUGAGUAUAAUCCUCUGCUUCCACGUGAUCUGAUGUUUUUAUGUGAUGAUGAUUUGCUGUUAGAGAACUAUCAUGUUUUGUGUAAUUAUGGGAUUGCAAGAACUAAGAUAGGAAAGAUUUAUAAGGAAGCAACAGAUCUUUUUCGGUAUGAUUAUGGGGUCUUGGUGCUGAAACUAAAAGCUUACGAGGAAUUGGGACUUAGCCAGUCUUUUAUGAUUAAGUUGGUUGCUUGCAGCCCUUAUCUUUUGAUUGGAGAAGUGAAUGUGGAUUUUAUCAAGGUAUUAGAGAUAUUGAGAAAACUGGGAGUUGAGAUCAGUAGGAUUGAGGAGGAUUUGUCAGAGAACAGUUCUUAUGACUGGAGCAAGUUGCUUGCACUGCUCAACUUAUUUAGGUAUGCAGGUUACAAUGAAGAACAGCUAGGUGGACUGGUAAGCCAGAAUUUGGGGAUUUUCUUUGGGGAUUCGGUGGAUAGGAUAUAUUUGUUAAUUGGCUUCCUCGUCAAAUUUGGAUCCACUAUGAAUCAGAUAUGUUCCAUGUUUUUACAGUUUCCGCAAAUGCAAUUUGAGAAAUUUGUUUCAAAUUUAAGGCAUUGCUUUCUGUUCUUGAAUGAGAUCGAGAUGGAGGUACAUGAGAUUGGGAAUAUUUUCUCUUCUCAUACGCCAAUGCUGGGUUCAUGUAGAUUGAAGAAAUCCAGCACAUUGCGUUCUGAAUUAAAUGCUGCAAAUAAGCGAUUGUGUGAAGUCAUCCAAGAGAACCCACAAGUUUUGAAGAAAUGGGGGAUGGGAUCUAAAGUUGAACCAUUGCCAAACUCGAUACUAAAGUCACAGAUGCUGAAGACCAAGUUCUUGUUGGACUUGGGAAUUGUAGAUAACUCAAAUAAAAUGGAAAGAGCAGUUAAUGUUUUCCGGGGAAGUGGAGCAAAGUUCCAAGAGAGGUUUGAUUGUAUUGUGGAAGCUGGUUUGAGCAGAGAAGAUGUUUGUGAAAUGAUAAAAUCAUCCCCUCAAAUUCUUAACCAGUCGAAGGAUGUUCUUGAAACGAAGAUUGAUUUUCUUGUAAAUAAAAUGGGUUUUCCUGUAUCAUCUUUGGUCAAUUUCCCGUUUUGUCUAAAAUACACAACGCAGAGAGUAGAGCUUAGGUUGGCAAUGUAUAAUUGGCUUAAAGAUCAACAGAAAGCUGAUCCCAUGCUAUCCUUGAGCACUAUCAUUGUUUACUCAGAUAAGGUUUUCAUUCGAGAAUAUGUAAACCGUCAUCCUAGAGGCCCUGAAAUUUGGCAGGAUUUGAAGAAAGCAAUUUAUGCAGAAUCAAGAGCCUUUUGCUGGACAUAG
Messenger RNA from Dovyalis caffra, 1644 nucleotides. NCBI's taxonomy places the organism in Eukaryota, Viridiplantae, Streptophyta, Magnoliopsida, Malpighiales, Salicaceae. The record is from the annotation of a GenBank genome assembly.